Molecule: messenger RNA, 471 nt
Organism: Ambispora leptoticha
Lineage: Eukaryota; Fungi; Glomeromycota; Glomeromycetes; Archaeosporales; Ambisporaceae
Source: the annotation of a GenBank genome assembly
AUGGCACCAAAUAUUUCAUCGUCUUUUGCUGAUUCGAGACCCGAAAAUUUGACCUCCUCAAUUACUUCACGUUCCUCACAACUACAAUCACAAGAACAUCAAUCUAUUCACGCAAUAGUAAGGCACAGCGAAUUGCAAAAUGACGUCUUAAUACAGGCACUACGAACAGCCGUAGAAGCGUGUUGUAACACUUCAGACCCAGAAAUUCUUCCGAAACUAAUGUACACUGUGAUGACAACCGUCGAGCAAAAUUUACAUAAUCAUGAUUCACCAUUAUACGGAAGUCGAAAUGCAGGAUUACAAGAACAUUUUGAGAAUUGGCGUGCACCACUGGAUGCACGUGUCGAUAUUAAUUUAAAGAUUAGGCCCAUUACUGCUUCCGAAAAUUUAAUAAGAAAGAGAAAAGAAGAUAAUAGCAAUCAAUCAAAACCAACUAACAUUUUGUCGAAUUGUGAGGGUGCUUUUAGAUAA